This is a messenger RNA of Cryptosporidium ubiquitum, 756 nucleotides long. Its product is annotated as proteasome subunit Alpha type NTN hydrolase. The record is from RefSeq and is a predicted model, not a curated record. Bases 1 to 756 code for a protein of 251 amino acids. Gene Ontology annotation, biological process: ubiquitin-dependent protein catabolic process. The transcript has a single exon. NCBI's taxonomy places the organism in Eukaryota, Apicomplexa, Conoidasida, Eucoccidiorida, Cryptosporidiidae. Gene Ontology annotation, cellular component: proteasome core complex; nucleus; proteasome core complex, alpha-subunit complex.
AUGACUAGUGUAGGAUCUGGAUACGACUCAUCAGUUUCUACUUUCUCUCCUGAUGGGCGUGUCUUUCAAGUUGAAUAUGCAAGCAAGGCCAUUGAUAAUAGUGGAACUGCUAUUGCAAUGACCUACAAAUCGGGUAUUGUUUUCGCUGUGGACAAAUAUGUUGCCAGCAAAAUGAUGGUAGCAGGUACUAAUAGGAGAGUUUUUGCGAUUGAUAAUCAGAUUGGUUGUUGUGUUGCGGGAUUUAUUACGGACUCGAACAGGAUAGUUUCAAUAGCACGUUCAGAAUCGUUAAAUUAUCAAAAGAUCUACGGGAACCCAAUACCAAUACGUGUAUUGGCGGAAAGAAUUGCAAUGUAUAUGCAUAACUUUACUCUCUAUGGUUCAGUUCGGCCAUUUGGUUGUUCAAUACUUUUAGGUGGGCUUGACCAGGACAGGGGCAUUGAACUUUAUUGCAUCCAUCCAUCAGGUUCAUGCUAUAAAUACUGUGCAAUGGCAGUUGGGAAAGGUAGGCAAUUUGCAAGAACUGACCUAGAAAAGUUAAUAGACAAGAAUUUAUCUGAAGAAGACGCAUUAUAUGAGGCAGCAAGAGUUAUAAUACAAUCUAGAGAGGAGGGAGCAUCGAAAAACCUCGAACUAGAGAUGGCAUUCAUCGGCCCUGGGUCAGAUUUCCAAUUUUCUAUAGUUCCUGAAAAACAAAUAGACUCACUUAAUGAGCGUGUUGAAAAAUACAUAGAUGACCUUGCAAGCGCUGAGUAA